AGAGACACAGGGCUCGCAGAGGAGUCUCAAGGAAGGACUACGCCUCCCAGGAGGCUCUGCGCUGACCGUCUCCGGCCUCCCGACAGGCUCCGCGUGCUUUACGCGCCAGCUUUGGCCUUAGCCAGCGAGUGGCGGAGUCGCGGCAGAGGAUGGAGAGCAGCGAUGAAGCGGCCGUCGAGAAAUGCCGAAUCCACUUGCGCCCCGGCACGCUGCGCGACGCACCUCCCGCCACGUUGCACCUUCUGCCCUGCGAGGUUCUGGUUAGCCGGCCUGCCCCCGUGGGGCGCUUCUUCACCCCAGCCAUCCGCCAGGGUCCCGACGGACUGGAAGUGUCGUUUCGGGGCCGCAAACUACGCGGCGAGGAGGUGGUGGUGCCGCCCGGCCUCGUGGGCUACGUGAUGGAAGAAAAGGGAGAGGGGUUGGUGGGGAAGGGCUUCUCGGAGGGUUCGUCGAAUGACAACGAGCAAGAGCAGCAGGAGCUGGUGGAACCUCCAGAGGCGCUGGAGCGGGACUUUGACCGGUUCAUUGGAGCCACCGCUAGUUUCAGUGGCUUCACGCUGUGGGGCCUGGAGACCAUCCCCGGUCCGGAUGCCAAAGUGCGCGGGGCCCUAACCUGGCCCAGUCUCGCUGCCGCGGUGAGUAGAUGGAUGUGCCCUCUUCCAGGCCCCGUCCGUUCCUCUCUGACUUCAAGCUUAUUGCCUAGGUUAUCCAGAAUCUUGCCCCCGCAGUGGAUUUGGGGCUUCGGGGCGGGGGAGCACAAUGGGGCAGGUGGAGCCUGGGUCUGAAUGGAGGACUGGACUGAUCAGGGGCAGUGUGGCUCUGACCUGUCUAGAAGGGGCUGUCAUUCUGAGUAGCUGGGUCCCUCCCAGAGUAGGUGGGCCGCCCAGUCACAUGUCAAAAAUCCAGUGGUAGAGGGGACUCCUGUUGCAGAUUCACGCACAGGUGCCUGAGGACUGAGAACCGGAACCUGAAAUUGAAAGCCACUGGUCCCUUCACCCCAGUAAACCACCUCUUCACUUUGGAGCCGCUGAUUCCAUCACCCCAAAUAAAUGAGCUUUUCACAGCA
Molecule: messenger RNA, 1066 nt
Organism: Lynx canadensis (Canada lynx)
Lineage: Eukaryota; Metazoa; Chordata; Mammalia; Carnivora; Felidae
Gene: RNASEH2C
Product: ribonuclease H2 subunit C
Exons: 3
Coding region: 150-785 (211 amino acids)
Biological process (GO): RNA catabolic process
Cellular component (GO): ribonuclease H2 complex
Source: RefSeq, a predicted model, not a curated record